AUGGCAGCGUGUGUUCCGGAUUUAGAGGGUCGAACCCUUUUCCAUUAUGCAGCUGCUACAGGAAAGACCCAUGUGUCCAAGUAUUUUAUGGAGCAAGUGAAAGUUGAUGAUGUCAAUAUGAAAGAUGCAGGAGCUGAUCCAAACAUAAGAAAGCAUGGAGUGACACCUCUAGAAAGUGCUGCUUCUGAAGGGUUUACAGAAUUUUUCAAAUGCUUGUUGAAUGCUGGAGCUGAUCCCAAUGUUACCAGUUUUUAUGGAUUGACACCAAUAGAAAUUGCAGCAUUGCAAUGUAAUUAUCAGGGUGUCAUGAUUCUCUUUCCAGUUAUCUCUCGUAUUCUAGCUAUUCCAGACUGGAGAACAGGUGGAAUAAUGAAGUAUAUUCACUCUGAAGAGCUACACAGCAGAUAUUUGAUUGAAUUGGCUAUUAUGAGGAUGAACCGAAAGUUAAAGGAGAAAUUUUUGACCUUAAAAUCCAAGGGAGAAGAUGCUUUUAAGAGAGAGGGUUAUCUUGGUGCAAUAUGUUGGUAUACAGAGGCAAUAAACGCAGAGCCCUCUGAUGCUACUGUGUUAUCGAACCGAAGUUUGUGUUGGGAUCUCUUGAAUGAAGGAAGUCGUGCUUUACCUGAUGCUGAGUUUAUCCUACUCAAAAUUGAUAUUUCAUUAUCUGAUGAUGAGUGUCAUUUUACAAUGUUGCUGGAUUUUGUGAAAUCUGCAUAUUCGUUUAAUAAGGCAUUAGAGCUGGAUCCCAAGAAUGAGGAGCUUCAAAAGGCUUUCUGGUCCCAAAUUAUGUUGGGCCGCUCCUGUUGUUAUGCUCCCAAAGCUAGCAAUGAUGUUGUAGCAAUUGUAAAUGAGUAUGAUGUGAUGUGA
Quercus robur (English oak) is the source of this 867-nucleotide messenger RNA. RefSeq lists its product as uncharacterized. NCBI's taxonomy places the organism in Eukaryota, Viridiplantae, Streptophyta, Magnoliopsida, Fagales, Fagaceae. Gene Ontology annotation, molecular function: protein binding. Bases 1 to 867 code for a protein of 288 amino acids. The transcript is spliced from 8 exons. The record is from RefSeq and is a predicted model, not a curated record.